AUGCUUCGCACAACUAUCCUCACCGCCUGCGUCCUCACUCUCGCAGGCACCGCCUCCGCCGGCCCCGUCGGCUACGGCAUUUGCCAAGCAGGAUGCGCCGGCGUAGUCAUGGCUUGCUAUACAGCGGCAGGCUUCACCUGGGGUGCGACGCUGGGCGCCAGCGCUCCGCCCACCAUCAUCGCAUGCAACACUGCGUUUGGAUCAUGUCAGGCGGCGUGUGCUGCUAUAUUGCUGGCGCCAACUCCGUGA
This is a messenger RNA of Aplosporella prunicola CBS 121167, 249 nucleotides long. RefSeq lists its product as uncharacterized. The record is from RefSeq and is a predicted model, not a curated record. Bases 1 to 249 code for a protein of 82 amino acids. Lineage: Eukaryota; Fungi; Ascomycota; Dothideomycetes; Botryosphaeriales; Aplosporellaceae. The transcript has a single exon.